GAAUUAUUUGCGGAAGACAUUGGGCCAAGGACAACACACUCUCAAGGUCGUCCUCUCGAACUUAUCAUACUCGACCAUGGCCACCAAGGAGGGUAGCACAAAACCAGUGAAAUAUACCCUGGUGCUUGUCCGCCACGGUGAGAGCGAAUGGAAUAAACUCAACAAAUUUUGCGGAUGGCACGAUGCAGAUUUAUCUGAGACAGGCAUUGCAGAGGCGAAAAGCGCAGGAGAGAUCCUGAAUGAGAAGGGUUUUGAGUUUGAUGUGGCUUACACCAGUGUAUUGAAGAGAGCCAUCAAGACACUGUUCUACAUCCAAGAUGCAACUGAUCAUCAUUGGAUCCCUGUUAAGCGAUGCUGGCGUCUCAACGAACGUCACUAUGGAGGACUACAGGGGCUGAACAAAUCUGAGACUGCAGAGAAACACGGCGAAGAUCAAGUGAAGAUCUGGCGGCGAUCCUACGACAUACCUCCCCCUGCCCUGGAGGAGAGUGAUGAGAGAUGGUCAGGAAAAGAGAGGAAGUAUGAUGAUCUGCCAAAGUCUGACAUCCCUGCCUGUGAGUGUCUGAAGGAUACAGUUGCCAGGGUGAUGCCAUAUUGGGAGAGUGACAUCGUACCAGACAUCAAGGCUGGACGAAGACUUAUUAUCUCAGCUCACGGGAACAGUCUGCGUGGCCUCGUGAAAUACCUAGACAAUGUUUCGGAUUCAGACAUCGUCGGUCUGAACAUUCCCACCGGUAUUCCGUUAGUGUACAGACUGGAUGAAGAUCUCAGACCUGUAAGCAGUGAAUACCUGGCUGAUCAGGAAAAGGUGAAGGCUGCCAUGGAGAAAGUUGCCAAUCAAGGGAAAAAGCAGUAGAGGGAGAUGGGAACCUUGCAUGAUGCCACAUCUUUGCUGUUGACAAAACCCUUUUAAUGAGGUGGUGUAACUUAAAGACUUUGAAGAGAAUAUGCUCAUUGCAUCAGUGAAGUUUCUGACUUUUAUUUAUUCUCACAGAAACAGUUUGUUGGCAUUAUCUCUGCUUACUUAAAUGUGUUCUCCUGGUCUCUUGUUGACGAUUAUUAAACCUGUUUGUAUUGUUUGCCCAGCCUCUCCACAUAUAUGUGUGAUUCUUCCAGUCACGAAUCUGUGCAUAUGCAGUUUUCAAAGCAAAACUUGAGCUUUACUCCAAUAGUAUUUGACUCUAAUGACCCCAAGUUACUUAACUUAACCCAUGAAUGACAAGGCCUUUUCCAUGCUUAGUUUUAAAUACUGAUUUCUUCAAGUCACCAAAUGUGUUAAGUAAAUCGCCUAUUCUUCUGCGUAUAUUUAACU
This is a messenger RNA of Haliotis rubra (blacklip abalone), 1312 nucleotides long. RefSeq names its product 2,3-bisphosphoglycerate-dependent phosphoglycerate mutase-like. The transcript is spliced from 6 exons. Gene Ontology annotation, molecular function: intramolecular phosphotransferase activity. Gene Ontology annotation, biological process: glycolytic process. Lineage: Eukaryota; Metazoa; Mollusca; Gastropoda; Lepetellida; Haliotidae. The record is from RefSeq and is a predicted model, not a curated record. The coding region runs from base 77 to 856 and encodes 259 amino acids.